UGAAAAGUUUUCAGCAGUGAAAGUUAACCUAAAAACUGUUGAGGUUAUGUAAAUGUGUCAACUUUAUUAUUAAAAAAAGAUGUGGAAAUCCAUAAUAAAACCGUUAAAUAUAGUUAAUAAAGCUUUUCUUUCUCCUACAGAGAACGUUGUGCAUCAACAGCUAAGAACAACUUAUGUUUUAAAAAGAAAAACUCCCCCUCGCUUACACAAGAAAAAUAGUGACCCAAAACCCCUAAGAAGCAGACACUAUGUGUAUGAAUUAGUAAAAAAUGAGGAAUUGGAGAAAAAAGCGAAUAUCAAUGUUAUUUUGACGACGUAUGUGGAAGGUUUGGGAAAUAAGGGAGAAAAAGUGUCCGUAAAACCGAAAUAUGCCUAUCAGGAUCUUUUAUUGCCAGGGCUGGCGGUUUAUGAGAGUCCUGAAAAUGUGGAAAAGUAUAAAGACUUCAUGACAAAUCCUAUGAGCGAUGUUGAAGCACAUAGUUCACCAACAGCCAUGCUAACUGUUAGAUCUCUGUCUGGAAUAAUGCUAUCUGUAGUAAUGAACAAAGAUACACAUUGGUCUUUAAAACCAUGGCAUAUUAAGGUUUCCUUUAGAAAAUGUGGUUAUAUUGUGCCAGAACAUGCCAUAAUAAUGCCAGAACAAGAAAUCAAAGGACCCAAUAUGGAUUUGGAAAAUAGGGAAUUUUUUGUUACAGUAAAAAUAAAUAAUAAAGAAACAGUACCAGUAAGGUGCAGAAUUCACCAUUGGAGCACCGAAGUUAAAGAUAGAAUACCCUAUGCAUCAGAAUUUUGGAAAGAAAAAGUUGAACCUAUUUUUGAUGAGCAUUCAUCAGUUUUAAAUAGUAUACCUCAUAAAGCUGAAUUAAAGAAAUAAAUGAUAAGUAAGUUG
Molecule: messenger RNA, 889 nt
Organism: Brassicogethes aeneus
Lineage: Eukaryota; Metazoa; Arthropoda; Insecta; Coleoptera; Nitidulidae
Source: the annotation of a GenBank genome assembly